Messenger RNA from Pungitius pungitius (ninespine stickleback), 4894 nucleotides. RefSeq names its product serine/threonine-protein kinase WNK4-like. Gene Ontology annotation, cellular component: cytosol; cytoplasm. The coding region runs from base 482 to 4027 and encodes 1181 amino acids. Gene Ontology annotation, biological process: negative regulation of sodium ion transport; intracellular signal transduction; positive regulation of potassium ion import across plasma membrane. Gene Ontology annotation, molecular function: potassium channel inhibitor activity; protein serine/threonine kinase activity; ATP binding. The record is from RefSeq and is a predicted model, not a curated record. The transcript is spliced from 24 exons. Lineage: Eukaryota; Metazoa; Chordata; Actinopteri; Perciformes; Gasterosteidae.
CCGCUGAUAGGGCUCUCUCACAGCGGCAGCUUUCUGAGCAGAAACCACUUCUACCCAAGAAGAAGGAGGAGAACAAGAAGAACACUUGAAGAAGUCUUCACAUUGAACUGUACGAGGACCUGGAUGGACCAGAACUCUGAGAAACCACUUCCACUGGUCCCUGUUGUGUUUUACUGGUUCAGUGACUGCUGACAGACUCCAUCGUCCUGCUGGGAGACUUCAAUGCAGACGUGGACGAUGAGGGAGACACCUGGAGAGGCUCCAUCGGGAGGAGUGGCUCCUCUGACCUGAAUCCGAUCCCGUCAUAGAUCGUCCAUAACGAACACCACCUUCGAUCAUGAGGAUAUUCAAGUUUUAAUUAAAUCCUAUGGUGGCUCCUCCCACUUCUCUGACCUCAAGAGGAGGAAAAAGACAACCGAACCAAGAAAAGACCUGAAGUGGAAGAAGAAGUCCACCUCUUCUCCUCCUUUCUCCUGUUACCAUGACAACCUCAAAGGACAACCUUCCGGCAAAUCAGGACAUCUACUCAGACUCAGGGGAGGAGACGUCAGUCACGUUGUCAGACAACAAUGAGGGGUUACCGUGGCAACCAAACGAGAAGGAGGAGCGUGACGAAGAGGAGACAGUGGCAGUGGCAUCGUCUCCGGACGGACGAUUCCUGAAGUUCAACAUCGAGAUCGGACGAGGAUCCUUCAAGGCGGUCUAUAAAGGACUCGAUACUGAGACAACCGUGGAGGUUGCUUGGUGUGAGCUGCAGGUAACAACUCAUCGUCUCUCCAAGUUGGAGCGUCAGAGGUUCACGGAGGAGGUGGAGAUGCUGAAGGCUCUGCAGCACCCCAACAUCGUCCGCUUCUUCGACUCCUGGAAGUCAACACUGAGGGGCCACAAGUGCACCAUCCUGGUGACCGAGCUCAUGACCUCCGGGACCCUGAAGACGUACCUGCGGCGGUUUCGUCAGAUGAAGCUGAAGCUGCUAAAGCGUUGGAGCUUCCAGAUCCUUAAGGGGCUUCAGUUCCUACACUCCCGCUGCCCUCCUAUCCUGCACCGAGAUCUGAAAUGUGACAACGUCUUUAUCACCGGACCCAGCGCAUCAGUGAAGAUCGGAGACCUGGGCCUCGCCACGCUGAAAAAGGCCUCGUUCGCCAAGAGCGUGAUCGGGACCCCGGAGUUCAUGGCUCCAGAGAUGUACGAGGAGAAGUACGACGAGGGCGUGGACGUCUACGCUUUCGGCAUGUGCAUCCUGGAGAUGGCCACGUCCGAGUACCCGUACUCCGAGUGUCAAAACGCUGCCCAGAUCUACCGCAAAGUCACCAACGGAAUCAAACCAGACAGUUUCCUCAAGGUCUCAGUCCCGGAGCUCAAGGAGAUCAUAGAAGGCUGCAUUCGUACCAACAGCAGCGAGAGGUUCACGGUCCAGGACCUUCUGGACCACCGGUUCUUCCAGGAACAGCUGGGGGUCCAUGUGGAGCUGGCCGAGGAGGACAAAGGCUCGAAGGCGGCUCUGAAGCUCUGGCUCAAGAUGGACAACAACAAGAAGCUCCACGGGAAGUACAAGGACAACAACGCCAUCGAGUUCCUGUUCGAGCUGUACAAAGACAUCCCGGAGGAGGUUGCCCAGGAGAUGGUGGUGCUGGGGUUCUUGUGUGAGGCCGACUACAUGCCGGUUGCCAAGGCGAUCAGACACCGGGUGACGGCCGUGAAGCGGGAGCGAGAAAAACAAAGGCGACUGCUGGAGGACACUUUAAAGAAGGAAGCCGAGGAGUCCGACCCCUCCCCCUGGCAGGACUCCUCAGCAAGCAGAGAGGAUUCUGGGAUCAGCAGCAGGACAGAAGGAGAUGGAAACACUACAUCGGACUUUGAGAUGGACGGAGGCUUCACCUACACAGGUGUGCCAGGGAAGGUCGAAGCCGCGCCCCCCCACUCUGUACCCGCCCCUGCACCACUGCCUCAAGAAACCAUUCAACAUCAGGCUCCUCCCCCUAUCAUCCGGCCUCCGCCCAAAGCUCCGCCUCUUCCCGUGCUGCGUUUCCCCAAGAGCAUUGCCGUGUCCCACAAUGCUGAGCGACAGCCAUCUGAGUCCGUUUGUGGCUUUUCUUCACCUAUUGAGAGCAACGCCUCCGACUUGACCUCGGGUUUGAGUGACGGCAAUGAGGGCCAAUCAGAGAGGGGCAACCAGGAAGUUGGAAGACAGGCGGCCACGAAGCAGCUGAGCCGGCGAGCGAAGGCUCGCCUCAGAAUCACCGGGGUAACCGACAUGGCGGACCGCGUGGUGGAGUGUCAGCUGCAAACCCACAACAGCAAGAUGGUGACCUUCAAGUUUGACUUGGACGGAGACAACCCGGAGGACAUCGCCUCGGUGAUGAUCCACAGAGACUUCAUCGUGCCGUUAGAACGGGAAGGGUUCAUCCGCCGCAUGUACGACAUCAUCAGGAGGGCGGAGUCUAUGAUGCUUCGACAGCAGCUGGCCGACAGCGCCGGGUCGCCCCACCUUUCCGCCCCCCCCACGCUUAACGACUCACCUAGCAUGGCGCCAACACGCGGCCUCGCCAGGAGCCCGUCAUCACUUCCUGAUCCAGACUCCUCCCCCUCAAAGGGAGACUUUUACAUUGCUGGUGAGGCCACACCCCCCCUCAGAGCGCUGAGGUCCCCGUCCUUUCACACCUCCUCAGCUUCCUCCCAUCAGCCUCCUGUCCAUUACCCCCCGCCCGACUCCACCCUUUCUCCUGUGUAUAACACCCCAUACCCCCCCCACGGCUCCACAACCAGCCUCCACCGAGACCACAGUAGCUCCUCUCUCCUCACCUCCUCCCCCUUCUUCUCCCCUACCCCCUCCCUUCGUCCUCACUGGCCCGCCCCCGACCAGCCACUCUUCUCUCUGGCCAAUGUGCUCUCUCUGGCCAUGAGCAUGGCUCAGUCCUACUUACCCCCCACCGGGACCCCCAACCAGGGCUUUCCCCCCCAGAACCCCUCUCCCCCAUUCCCUCCCCCCAUGUCCCCUUCCAUGGGUCCUGAGUUCUUCCCUUCAGGCCAUGGCUCCUUCUCUGCUUCCUUCUCCUCCCAGCUGUUCAGCCCCCCUAACCCUCCACCAGGCUCUGCUCUUGACAGCCAGCUGGGGGCUACGCCCAGCCAAAUCCACAACGCACCUGAGGCACAGCCUCUUAGCCCCGUUCAGGUGGAGGUUGGCUCAGCUCCGCCCCCUAAAGAGACCGUCUCUCCUCCCAGUCCAACCGCUCAUCUCGAUACCGUCCAGGUGACCCCCACCCGACCGGAAGGGAACAAAACUUCAGUCUUAAACGUUGGUCGUUUCCAGGUGACGCCCACUAAAGGCCUUCCUACUGCCCGUCCACAGGAGCCACGCCCCCUCCACCAGGCCACGCCCACAUCACACUCCCCACCCCCCUCCAGUGCAAACCAAUCAGGAAGCUCAGAAAGCAGCGACACAGGGCUCAGCGAAUCAGAGAGCAGCACGGUGGUUGUUUCCCCGCCUGUUCAUAUUCAGGGUUUCCAUGGCAACCCUCAUGGACAGGAGGAGAAGGAGGAGGAGGAGGAGAAGAGGACGAGGGGGGGUCGAAGACUGAGCAUUAACGUGGGAGAUGGUUCAGCCAGCAGCCAAUUGUGGAGCCGCUCCGCGCUUUACAUCAGCUCUGACGAAUCAGAGAGUGAGAAUGAGGAGAUGUGGGCGGAGCUCCGAGAGCUACGCAAAAGACACCACAUGGAGGUGCAGAACCUUCAAGCCAAUCAGAAGCAAGAGAUUGAGGGGCUGUACCAGAGGAAAGGUAAAGUCCCGCCCCCCGGCAUCGUCUCACCGGCCGCCAUGUUGAACCACCGCCAACGCCGCCUCUCCAAGACGGGGACCCACCCUCCUCUUCGCAGUAACAGCCUGCAGAGACCGGAGGUGCUGCACCCUGCAGGGAUCAUGAGGAAGAGCUCGUUUGGAUCUCAGGAGAGAGCAGCAAGAGGCGUGACCUUUGCCCCCAAGCACAGCGGCACCAUGAGCUCACACAGCCAAAGAGCAGCUGCAGACUGACGGGACAAAGAAACCAGAAAUGAUGAUUGAAGAUGUUAUCAACAUUUAUUUAUACUCAGGAUGUUUCAAACGUUUCAAAGAGAUUUCCACUUAUGUAGCAAAAUAUAGUUUUAAUUGUGUCAUUUAAUUAGAAUUACACAAUGAAAGAUAAAUACAUUAUUUUUGGAUGAAUAACAAUAUAUAAACAUGAAGAAACAUGAAAUGAUCUGUUAUUAUCUGUUCAGUUAAUUGUGUACUUAACAGUUUAUGACAUGUGAUGUCUUUUUAUUCAGUUUAUUAUUUAAACAAGACUAAUGUUAUGGUUUUUUUAUCAAAGGAUGAAACGUGUGAACUACUGUGUGUGAUCUAUUACUCAUCUAAUAAAAGUAAAUUAAAACAGCAUAAUUAAGAUGAUGCUUUUGUUUAGCAUGAUGCUAAACAGUAGGUAUUGCAUGUGUGUAUAGUGUGUAUAGUGUGUAUAGUGUGUGUAUAGUGUGUAUAGUGUGUAUAGUGUGUAUAGUGUGUACAUGUCACAGACCCAGGUGGUGUCAGGGGUCUCCAUCGGUGGGAGAACUUCUAGUGGUCCUCCCGAUCGUCCAAUCAGAGAGCAGAAGGACCUGUGUCCUUGUGGGGAGGGUGAUGCUGAAUAUGGACCCAAAUCCACUUUAUUUGUAACUUUUAUUUUUUAUUUAAAAUCCGUCUUAUCUUAUAUUUAAAAUUGAAAGAAAAUAAGGAAACUAAUAAUGACAAAUAAAAAAUAGUGUGAAAUCGUAACUUGCGUUACAUUAUACGCAACAUGUAUUUUAUUCAUGUUUAAAUAAUCCUAAAUCAAAUGACUGCACAUAUUGUUUCAUUCCUGCUUUCAGUCACUGUCGCUUUCUGAAGGAC